Molecule: messenger RNA, 2430 nt
Organism: Empidonax traillii (willow flycatcher)
Lineage: Eukaryota; Metazoa; Chordata; Aves; Passeriformes; Tyrannidae
Gene: GPRC5B
Product: G protein-coupled receptor class C group 5 member B
Exons: 4
Coding region: 116-1240 (374 amino acids)
Biological process (GO): G protein-coupled receptor signaling pathway
Cellular component (GO): intracellular membrane-bounded organelle; plasma membrane; signaling receptor complex
Molecular function (GO): protein kinase activator activity; G protein-coupled receptor activity; protein kinase binding
Source: RefSeq, a predicted model, not a curated record
CUGCGCUCGCUCCCCGCCGCGGGGCCGCCGCGCCGCCGGGGCCGGGAUGUGACUUGCGGCGGGCUGGCGGACAGAGCUGCCCCGCCGCCCUCGGCCGCGGCAAGACAGCGGAAAAAUGAAAACCUACCCAGCCAUCGGUUUCUUCCUCCUCUUCGUGAUCAGCUAUGGCUCUUCGGAAAACUCCAGCACGCCCAGGGGGUGCGGACUGGAUCUCCUCCCUCAGUACAUUUACCUGUGUGACCUGGAUGCCAUCUGGGGGAUCGUGCUGGAGGCGGUUGCAGGGGCAGGUGUGCUGACCACACUGCUGCUGAUGCUGAUUUUGCUGGUGAGGCUGCCCUUCAUCAAGGACAAAGAGAAGAAGAGCCCCCUGGGAAUGCACUUCCUCUUUCUCUUUGGGACUCUGGGACUGUUUGGGCUGACGUUUGCUUUCAUCAUACAAGAAGAUGAAAUGGUGUGCUCCACCCGAAGGUUUCUGUGGGGAGUUAUCUUUGCUUUGUGCUUCUCGUGCUUGCUAGCUCAAGCCUGGAGACUUCGCAGACUAGUUCGCCAUGGGAAGAGUCCAUCUGGCUGGCAUCUAGCUGGGGUGGCGAUCUGCCUGAUGCUCGUGCAGGUCAUCAUCGCAACCGAGUGGUUGAUACUGACAAUUGUCAGAGAUAACAAGCUGGCCUGCAGCUACGAGCCGAUGGAUUUUGCUAUGGCUUCGAUUUACGUUAUGUUCCUGAUGGUGUUUACCAUGGGAUUCUCGUUUUUCACUCUCUGUGGAAAGUUUAAGAAAUGGAAGAAAAACGGAGUAUGCCUCAUUAUAACCCUUUUCUUUUCCGUUCUGAUUUGGGUGGCCUGGAUGACUAUGUACCUCUUCGGGAACGCCGAGCUACAGAGGAGAGACAAAUGGAGUGACCCCACUCUGGCUAUUGCACUGGUGUCCAGUGGUUGGGUGUUCGUAAUUUUUCAUGCCAUCCCAGAGGUCCACUGUACCAUCCUUCCAUCACAGCAGGAAAACACUCCCAAUUAUUUUGAUACUUCACAGCCGAGGAUGCGCGAAACUGCUUUUGAGGAAGAUAUCCAGCUUCCUCGCAGCUACAUGGAAAAUAAAGCCUUUUCAAUGGAUGAACAUAAUGCAGCACUAAGAACGGCAGGAUUUCGAAACGGCAGUUUGGGAAGCCGACCUAGUGCUCCUUUUAGAAGCAAUGUUUAUCAGCCAACUGAGAUGGCAGUUGUGCUAAAUGGUGGGACUAUGUGACUGAAUUGAUAAAUAGAGUUCCCAAUCCUGCUUCUGAUGAAGUUGUUUGGAAUUUGAGGCCUUAAGCAAAGAUAAGGCCAGAUCCUACAAACUGCUCCUCACAUGACUAGUCUCACUGGGUUAGUCAUGUGGACUAUUCACAAAACUAAAAAUUAGCAGGAUUGGGUAUAACGUGUGGUGGUGAAAGUGUGGCAAUAGAUUAGGAGGGUCUUUAUUUUCCAACUUUAUACAAUUAGUAAUAAGCAACUUUUUUUUUUUUUGUAAACUAGUCUGUGAUGUAAAACGCCCCAAAUAAAACUGUAAUUGAAGAAAGGCACCUUUAUGUUAACUUAUAUUUUUGUUACAGUAUUUACUUUUGCCUUUUUUGAAAGUUUUCUAGAAUGUAGAGCAUCUGUGAACAACAUAAUAAGUAAGUAAGCACAAGCCUUUCGCAGUUCUCCUAAUUAUAAUUAGCUUUUAUACUAUAAAAGCUACUGUGUUGUCCCUUGAUGGUUAUGUGCUCAUGGUGUUUCCAUGCAGAAAAAUGAAAUCACAAAGCAUCUGAAAAAACUAUUACCAAAACCAAGAUUUAUAAUGACUGGCUUUUGAUCAAUGGCUGGAAAAGAGUUCAAAGCCAUUCUUUACAGAUCCUGUCCUGCUUUCAGAUGAGUUGAGGGUGUUUGACGCUUGCCAGAAAAUAUGUAGCAUCUUCAGAACACUCUCAAGACAUACAACUGUUUAUAUAAACAAGGUACAUGACUACUAUAGAACGAGCUGUUUCAGCUUUUAAUCUAAACACAGGCAUCUUGGUUGGCUUUGUUUGAGCUCGAUGCCUUGGAUUUAACCAAAGGCCAUACAAAAGGGAGCAUUGUAGCUUUUAUAAUAAAACAAUUGGACUAUUCUACCAACUUACAGGAUUGCAAAGCAGGUGCUUUUUAUUAAUUGAUGAGAGCUAAAGCUCAUUUUUGAUAGAUAAUAUAUAUUUAUUAAAUGUAUUAACGUGUGUUUUAUAACGUACCCUUUUUUCCGCUGAUUGUUGCAUACUGGUAUCUUAUUAAGUACAUCUUUAAAGGAUUUUCAAGACAAUCAAUGUGUACCAUGAUGACUGUACAUAAGUAUACAAAACUACAAAGGUUGUAAAGCAUGGGCAAAUGUUUUAUUUUCAAAAUGCUGUUCUUAACGAGAAUAAAGGCUUUACUAUUUACUUACAA